GAUGGCCUGAAUGGAGACGGCAAUGGCGCCGUCGGGUUGGCCUCUGGGGCCAAGACCCUACCUCCGAAGGCAGCUGGGCCAGCUCCGAAGGCAGAGAGCAUUGGGAGCGCUUGGGGCCAGCCAGUAAGGGCGCCCAUGACAGCCGCACCUAACGGUGCGGGGGUCGGGGCAGGUUGGGGAGAUCCUGUUCCGGCAGGAAAACCACCUGCAGAUCCGAGAGUUGAUUGGUUCUGCCGGCAACAUAGCCUGGACGCAGCAGUUGAGAAAAGCCUCAGACAGCUGGGGCCAGAAGCACAACGUCGUGUGAUGGACGAGGGUCCCAUCGGCGACAACCCCUCCCUCGAAGUGAUGAACCGGAUCCAUCGCAUCGAAGCCUGGGAACAUGGCCAUCAUGUUGCGAGCUUUUGUGCUCGGCACCUCGUAUCGGCUCAGGCUCAGGAUGCUCUCAAAGCCUUGCCCGUGGAAGCCGCGCGCAAGGUGAUAUCGGCACCACUUGCCAGUCAGGAUCCUUCUGGUGAGCUCCUGGGUCGAUGCCAAGAUGUCUGCAAGGACAGGGCUUCCGGAACGCCUUUGCAAGUUAGAGCGAAGCUUCAAGCUUCAGGACACCACUGCGGCUGA
Molecule: messenger RNA, 618 nt
Organism: Symbiodinium pilosum
Lineage: Eukaryota; Dinophyceae; Suessiales; Symbiodiniaceae
Source: the annotation of a GenBank genome assembly